AUGGGCUCAACAAAGACAAAACGCAAGGAUGCCGGAGAUAAGAGUGCGAAGCGCAAGAGGAGAAAGAAGGCCCGCACUGAAGUUUCCUCUAGUUCCGAGAGCAGCAGUAGCGACAGCGAGAGUGAAAAUGAGGCUGUUAGGGAACCAGUGGAGGGGACUCGAGUUGAGGAAGAAGAGAAGGCAGAAGCUCCCGUGACAGUCGAAGGUUCCGACUCUGACGCAGAAGUUGACGCUGCCGCGAAAUUUUCUAAAAAUGGCAGAAUCCCACCCCAAUUGCAAGACCUCCAUGACUCCCGUGCCGACGAAAAAUUCCAAGAGUACUACAUGACCUACAUCACCCGUGAACACGCCGACGAUCUCGAGACUCUUCGCUCAGCGCCAGACUUCACCGAUCGCUCCUUGCCACUGCUCAUCCGUGCGCUCCGUUCAGGUGUGGACAUCUUCAACAAAGAGGAGAAAGCAACGAUCGUCGGUCUCGCUCAAGAGGGCGAGACCCACUAA
Molecule: messenger RNA, 501 nt
Organism: Tuber melanosporum (Perigord truffle)
Lineage: Eukaryota; Fungi; Ascomycota; Pezizomycetes; Pezizales; Tuberaceae
Exons: 4
Coding region: 1-501 (166 amino acids)
Biological process (GO): ribosomal large subunit assembly
Cellular component (GO): preribosome, large subunit precursor
Source: RefSeq, a predicted model, not a curated record